This is a messenger RNA of Etheostoma spectabile (orangethroat darter), 2288 nucleotides long. It is a transcript of the gene hand2, whose product is annotated as heart and neural crest derivatives expressed 2. The transcript has 2 exons. NCBI's taxonomy places the organism in Eukaryota, Metazoa, Chordata, Actinopteri, Perciformes, Percidae. Gene Ontology annotation, biological process: regulation of transcription by RNA polymerase II; heart development. The coding region runs from base 565 to 1311 and encodes 248 amino acids. The record is from RefSeq and is a predicted model, not a curated record. Gene Ontology annotation, molecular function: DNA-binding transcription factor activity, RNA polymerase II-specific; RNA polymerase II transcription regulatory region sequence-specific DNA binding; protein dimerization activity.
CUCUCUCUCUCUCUCUCAUACAGACAAGCUGGCUUUACCAUAGCUCAGUAUCAACUAGCCAGUAGUGACCCAGUGCCUGCCCAGACUGGUCCUGCCUUGCCAAACGGCUCUGAGGCUGACAGCUAACUGACUGACAGAGGAUAACAUGAAGCACAGCGAAAACGAGGAAUAGGCUACACACUGUGAGUGAGUUCUCUAAAAAGAAGAAGAGAGAAAAAAAGGAGGGAUACACGCUGCUGUGACUUAAUAACUAGAGGGAGAGAGAGAGAAACAAUGUCUUAGAGGAGGAGGAGUUGUUUGAACAGAACUGAGCGGCCUACAGGGCCACAGGACUAGCCCGGGUGUAGCCUACCGUUGGACCAGGCUAGCUGGGCUGUUUCUGUCGGACACCGCUGUUACUCAAGAUGCUAACAUCCGCCCUGGACAACCGUUAAACAGGGAAGGCAAGUUACUGCUGCAGCAUCCGAGCGCGUGCGUGGUGUGGUGUGUGUGGUGUGUGUGUGGGUGUGUGUGUGUGUGUGUGUGUGUGUGUGUGUGUGUGUGGUGUGUGUGUGUGUGUUCACUAUGAGUCUUGUCUCGGGCUUCCCUCACCACCCGGUCAUGCACCACCACGACAGCCACCACUACUCCUUGCAUGCGGCGGCGGCGGCGGCGGCCGGUCGAUGUCACGAGGACACCGGGGCUCCUCCGUACUUCACGAGCUGGCUGAUAAGCCACGCGGAUAUGUCUCCCACAGAGUAUAGCCUCGCGCCCGGCUACAGCCCAGAGUACCAUGGUAACAGCGGCGGCGGGUCCACAGGCGGCCUGGACCCCCACCAUCACCACCACCACCACUACGGACCCGGCAGCUUGGUCCCGGGGGCCGGCGCCAUCUCAGUGAACGGAGCCGCGGUCGGCAUGCACCCCCAUCACACACACCCACGGCCCGUGAAGCGGAGACCCACGGCCAACCGUAAGGAGAGGCGGCGGACCCAGAGCAUCAACUCGGCCUUUGCGGAGCUGAGGGAGUGUAUCCCCAACGUCCCGGCCGACACUAAGCUGUCCAAGAUCAAGACACUGCGGCUGGCCACCAGCUACAUCUCCUACCUGAUGGACAUCCUGGACAAGGACGGACAGCACGGAGACACGCAGGCUUUUAAAGCCGAGCUGAAGAAAACGGAGGCCCGGGAGGAGCGGAGGAAGAGAGAGCCGGUGGAGAUCCCUAAGGCAACAUCGUCAUCAUCGUCAUCCUCCUCGUCAGCGGGCGAUAAGAAGAGUAAAGGACGGACAGGAUGGCCUCAACAUGUCUGGGCCCUGGAACUCAAACAGUAGCCCCCCCCCCCCCCCCCCCCCCCCCCUCCCUCGCUCCAUCCUGAGAGCUGAUAGCACCCUUUCCCUCCUCCAGCUCAGCCCGCGACGAGAGUGAUGAUGGGACAUUAAUGACGAACUGUAAUGGCAGUCGAUCAUCAUCAUGUCUCUGGAGCGCGAGGCUGUUACCUUUCCACAGACCGUAGCUCCGUUCACCUCACCGUGGUGAGACACCGAGUAAAGUUACUAUAGUUGGAGUUUGUCAUAAAACAUAACUUCAGAUUUAUAACUCCCCCAUCGUUCAUCACGCGGUUUGGUUCCGUGUCGGGGUUGGUCCCCCGGGUUGGUGAUGGGAUAUGUAGUCUAUGCUGAAUUAAAAAGGGGUCUAAAGCUCUAGGUUGGGUUCUACCAGAUGUGUACGCUUCCACUGAGAAAAGUAGCUUUACACCACUGCUGGAUUUGAACGGAGUGCGGCGGAGUCUCUCUUCCUGUCGAGAAAAAGGGUUGGGGACAGGCGGAACUAUUUUCUCUCUCUCUCUCUCUCUCUCUCUCUCUCUCUCUCUUCAAAACACCCCCCACGCCACCACCACCAACACACACACACACACCACACAACACCCCACACACACACACACACCGUGUUCCCUGCUUUAUUUAACGGAACAUAUUUAUGUGCAAUGCAGCCGUUAGAAGGACCCAAACAGCCAUUCCGCUUACUGAUUUCGGACAUUUACUGAGUAGGCUACCUUUGAUCUAACGACAAACUGUAUGUGAAGCUCGCUCUCCCUCUCUCUCUCUCUCUCUCUCUCUCUCUCUCUCUCUCUCUCUCUCUUUCUCUCUCUUUUCUCUCGCAAUUUUUUGGUUGUAAAUGUACUGACGUCACAACGAUGACGAAGUGUCCAUGUUGUGGUGUGAAAAUGUGGUGGGAGUCUAAAUAAUGUUUUAUGUUGGUUGUAAACAGUGUCAUGAAUUCAAUAAACCACCGCCUGGUUACAUGGUAA